This is a messenger RNA of Emericellopsis atlantica, 2056 nucleotides long. RefSeq lists its product as uncharacterized. Lineage: Eukaryota; Fungi; Ascomycota; Sordariomycetes; Hypocreales; Bionectriaceae. Gene Ontology annotation, molecular function: 2-dehydropantoate 2-reductase activity; NADP binding. The transcript has a single exon. Gene Ontology annotation, cellular component: cytoplasm; mitochondrion. Bases 461 to 1882 code for a protein of 473 amino acids. The record is from RefSeq and is a predicted model, not a curated record.
UUUCAUUGAAUGCGACCACGCGCUAAGCGAUGAGAUGUAUGCACGUAUCGGGUCCCGCUGAUAGCUUAUCCCCACUACCUAUCGUAGCGCUGUGGAUCCACCUCGAAAAAGAUCCAUCCAAGCAUUUCCGGGAAUUUCACGCGCAAGUGUCUGGUCCCUUCUCCGGAUCAUAGACUGUUGUACAUACUACCACUAAUCACCCAAAGGCGAACUCACGACCCCGACCGGCCGUUUAUUACCCUUGUUCAUAUUAAUACCCCUCGGAGCUUGAAACAACAUUACGUACUACAGCCGAAAACGUUCGCCCCCCUGGUGUACUGGACUACUACCUCGGGUUCGAUCCCUCCUUCGCUCCAGGGCCCAGGCAGGCGCAAUUUCACCUUACACGACACUUCACCGGGCAAGCCGACCACGCGCAGCGGUGAUAUCGUGCGCGAACACCCAGUCGACUCGCCGUUAAAUGGCCAGCCGGUUAGCGCUGCGCCCAGCGGCGUCAGCGCGACGAACGAUCUCGCUAUGUAGCUGCGACUACAUCUCGCAAGGCCUACCCAGGUGUUACGGCACGGUCACCAACACCCGCAGCAGUGUCGGACAGAUUCCGAGUGCUCUGGACAUUCCCGAUACACCGCGCUAUUCACAGACGACAUCGACGACAUCCACCGCCGUAACGAACACACGAAAAGACGAUUCUGUCCGCCUUGACACCACCAGCGGUCGGCCCUCGGUCCUGGUGUCCAAGGAAGCUGCAGCCCGAACACCGCUCGUCCACAAGAUUCAUAUCCUCGGGGAAGACAUCAAAUCGAAAUGGAUAGCACACGCCCUGUCCGAGGUCCAUGACCAGGUCGAGUUGAUGGCGUGGACAGGGCGCAAAACGCGAUACACCAACAUUCGUGACCGAGUGCGGAAUAAGCCUGUCGAGGCCAACAGGACUUUGACAGCCACAACACAACAGGAGAAAGACCCAGAGCCUAUAAAGCAUCUCAUUGUGACGGGAUCUGGGUCUCAGGCGAAGCAGAGCAUUCACAAGGUCAAGGACCGUCUUGACGAAAACUCGACUGUGUGUCUCAUGAGCCAUGGAUUGGGCGUGCUGGAGGAUGUGCGGAACAGUUUCUUCCGCGCGAAGCGCAGUCGGCCGGACUUCCUGCUCGGCCAUAUGAACCACACAUUACAACUGUCACGCGACAACUGGGCGGUGGAAUACGUGAAGCGCGGCGCCAUGAAGUUGACGACGCCGUAUGCGAUCGAUCCUACGGAAGAGAAUCCCGACCGAGUGGAGCAGCGAGUCAAUUUCGUCAAGACUUUGCAGACGGCCAGCGUGGUGAACGCCAGCCUUGAGAAGUACGACACCUGGCUGAGGGCCAAGCUCCCUUCCCUGGUAUACUCCGCCGUCGCCGAGCCCGUGUCCGUCAUGAUGGGGGUGCCGAUCAAAGACCUGGUGCAUCACCCGCCGGCCCGCAGUAUCAUGGGCAGGCUGCUAAAGGAGAUUCAGAAGGUCCUGCUCAAGAUGCCUGAAGUGCGGGGAUCACAGCUCAUCUCCCGAUUCGCCCAGGAUCUCAACGCGCAGAAUGUCUUGCAGGGCUACAUCCACAGAGGAAGGGACAGGAGCACCAUGACCUAUCAACAAUGUAUCGACAAGGGGGUGCCGACGGACGCAAAAUACUUGAAUGGCUACUUUUACAAAAAGGGGAGGAAACUCGGCGUGUACAUGCCGAGCCACCGCUUAGUCUGGACUGUUGUCGAAGCAAAGCAUGGCAGCGCAAUCUACGAGGCGAACACCCUGGUCCCUUUUGAGGCGACCUCGCUACCGGCCGUUGAGGAGCAUCGCUUGCGGACAACAGAAUCUUUGAGAAAAACCUACCGGAAAGGGCGUCGUACGGAGUAAAGUGCAUUGAUUGUCUUGGGUUUCAUGACACAUGGAGCGUUGCAUCGCAGGGAGCAGAAGGCAUCAUAGAAGAGCGGUCCUUUGGAUACUUUUUUCUUUCUUUUUGUAUAGUAUGUACGCAUUGUAAUACUAUGCUCACGACCUAGCUACUUGUUCUUUUUAUCAAUUGUAUGC